ACAAGCAAAUAUAAAACACUCAGCUCUAGGGGAAGUUCAGCAGAGAAACCCCUCGGGAUUUGAAGCUGGACUUUUAUCUGUGUGUCUCAGUCUUCUCUACAGAAAGGCCCACAAACCAGAUCUUUCUCCUGCCCUCUAGCUGCAAGCAGAAUGAGAGCUCCUCAACUCUCUCUGGGCUGUGUCUUUGUCCCCCUGAUGCUUUUUCAGCAGGCCGGGGCUCAGUUCCCACGAGAGUGUGCCACCAUCGAGGCGUUGAGAAGUGGUAUGUGUUGCCCGGACCUGUCCCCUGUGUCCGGGCCUGGGACCGACCGCUGUGGCUCCUCGUCAGGGAGGGGCAGAUGCGAGGCAGUGACAGCAGACACCAGACCCCACAGCCCCCAGUACCCCCACGACGGCAGAGAUGAUCGGGAGAACUGGCCCGUUCAGUUCUUCAACAGGACGUGCCGCUGCAAUGGCAAUUUCUCAGGACACAACUGUGGGACUUGUCGUCCUGGGUGGAGAGGAGCUGCCUGUGACCAGAGAGUACUUGUGGUCAGGAGAAAUCUUCUGGACUUAAGUAGAGAAGAAAAGAACCACUUUGUCCAGGCCCUGGAUAUGGCGAAGCGCACAACUCACCCUUCAUUCGUCAUUGCCACCAGGAGAUCAGAAGAAAUACUGGGGCCAGAUGGCAACACGCCACAGUUUGAGAACAUCUCCAUUUAUAACUACUUUGUUUGGACACACUAUUACUCAGUCAAAAAGACUUUCCUUGGGGCAGGGCAGGAAAGCUUUGGUGAAGUGGAUUUCUCUCAUGAAGGACCCGCUUUUCUCACAUGGCACCGGUACCAUCUGCUGCUCUUGGAGAGAGACAUGCAGGAUAUGCUGCAAGAGCCUUCUUUCUCCCUUCCUUACUGGAAUUUUGCGACUGGGAAAAACGUCUGUGAUAUCUGCACUGAUGACUUGAUGGGAUCGAGAAGCAACUUUGACUCCACUCUUUUAAGUCCGAACUCCGUCUUUUCUCAAUGGCGAGUGGUUUGUGAAUCCUUGGAAGACUAUGAUACCCUGGGAACGCUUUGUAACAGCACGGAGAGUGGGCCCAUUAGGAGAAAUCCGGCAGGAAACGUGGCUAGGCCCAUGGUGCAACGUCUCCCUGAACCACAGGAUGUCGCUCAGUGCCUAGAAGUUGGCUUGUUUGACACACCUCCUUUUUAUUCCAAUUCUACAAACAGUUUCCGAAACACAGUGGAAGGUUACAGUGAUCCCACAGGGAAGUAUGACCCGGCUGUUCGAAGCCUCCACAACUUAGCUCACCUUUUCCUAAACGGGACAGGGGGACAAACCCACUUGUCUCCAAAUGACCCUAUCUUUGUUCUCCUGCAUACUUUCACUGAUGCGGUCUUUGAUGAAUGGCUGAGGAGAUACAAUGCUGAUAUAUCCACAUUUCCAUUGGAAAAUGCCCCUAUCGGACAUAAUAGACAAUACAAUAUGGUGCCCUUCUGGCCUCCAGUCACCAACACAGAAAUGUUUGUUCCUGCUCCAGACAGCCUGGGAUACACUUAUGAAGUUCAAUGGCCAAGUCGGGAUUUUAGUAUAUCUGAGAUCAUUACCAUAGCAGUUGUGGCUGCUUUGUUGCUGGUUGCAGUUAUUUUUGCGGGGGCUUCUUGCCUGAUUCGCUCCAGAAGCAACAUGGAUGAAGCCAACCAGCCCCUCCUCACUGAUCAAUAUCAACGUUAUGCUGAGGAAUAUGAAAAUAUGCGGAAUCCUAAUCAGUCUAUGGUCUAAUGAUCAGUGGCCUACUCUCUUAUGCAAUAGUAUUACAAAGCCACCUUGUU
This is a messenger RNA of Carlito syrichta (Philippine tarsier), 1811 nucleotides long. It is a transcript of the gene TYRP1, whose product is annotated as tyrosinase related protein 1. The transcript has 8 exons. The record is from RefSeq and is a predicted model, not a curated record. Bases 151 to 1761 code for a protein of 536 amino acids. NCBI's taxonomy places the organism in Eukaryota, Metazoa, Chordata, Mammalia, Primates, Tarsiidae. Gene Ontology annotation, biological process: melanocyte differentiation; melanosome organization. Gene Ontology annotation, cellular component: melanosome. Gene Ontology annotation, molecular function: oxidoreductase activity.